UACAUAACCAUUACAUCACAUGUUUGCGAUGCAUUUGUGAUAAGAAUCCGCACACAUAAAUGGCUUCGUUAGUCGACUCCAUUGGCGGCCAAUCGCCACAACACAGGACCGCAUAUAUGGCGAAACACGCGCUGGUGAACGGCCAUCAGUCCGGUGUAUCCCAUGUAUCCCACGUAUCCCAUGGAGUAUCCCCGGCGACAGCGCCGGCAUCUGUGCCCGCGUUCGUACUAAGACUGCCCGACCACCAGAAAGAGUUGCACCGAUUCAUCGGCGACCUCUUCGACAGCCAGACCCACACGGAUGUGACCAUCGCUCUGGAUGACGGCCAGUACAUCAAAGCCCAUAAACUCAUACUAUCGGCCUUCUCGUCCUACUUCCGGCAAGUGUUGGCCCGCAUACCCAACCCCUCACAGUAUCCGGUGAUUGUGGUGAAGGACAUGCACUACGAGGACGUGCGGUCGCUGAUUGAGUUCAUCUACAGGGGCUGCAUUACGGUGGCCAACCAUAGGCUGCCGCAAGUGCUCAAGUGCGCCAAACAGCUCAAGAUUAGAGGACUCUAUGAGACAAACGAGGAAAAUAGCGACGAAAAUAAUUUCGACAACUCUUUCGCCAACUGUAGGAAUAUAUCGCAAACGCUGGACAACACGACUACCGCUCCCACCAAUAGCCCCACCACUAGCCCCGCAAAACCCAAAGACUAUCAAAGUUAUGACAAUAAAAAGUUAGACCAAAAGGAGGUCAUAGUGUUGGACAGGAAUGAGAGCCUCAAAGCCAACACCAACUCUCGGGUGAGCCCGGAGUCCGGCAAUAAUAACUGGUAUAACAAGGCGUCGGUAUUAGUACCAAAUCCGCCCAAAUUCACGAUACCGGCGCUCAACCACCACCCGCAGCCCAUACAGCAACGGUCGGCGCUCGACUUAACCAAACCCACGGACAGCACCGCCGCAACGAAAGCACAAUACACUGGACUACCCGUCCAUACGAUACACAGACCAUUGGGGAACGGCUACUCCGGCGGCGGCGGGCACUUCACGUCACACCCGUCCCUAUUCCGGUCGACAUCCGUCGACGAGUGUCAGCUCAUGAAGAAUAAGCUACUGAUGGCUAACGGGUUCCACGAGCGCCGGGCCCCCUCCUCGCUGGACGGACACCUGGACGACAACAACAACUCGGUGGACGAGUCGGACUACCGGCGCGAGAAAAAGCGGUCGUUGAAUAUAUUUCACGCGGCGAAGUACCGGAACCGCAAGAAGCAACAGUUGGAGACCCUGUUCACUGAGGAACAGGAGCUCCAGAGGUCCAACUCGUCGGCGAAGAUCCAGAUCGAGAAACUGGAGGCCACUAUACUGUCGCUGAUAUGGCAGCAAACGAAACGGCCGUUCAGUGGGCAGACAGUGUUCACGUGCCCGGUGUGCGGGAACGUCCAGAACGAGGUCCAGAAGCUGAGGAGUCAUAUAAAUAUGUUGCACAACGACACGGAGGCGCUCAUGAAGUUCCUGAUGCUCCAGAGGUCGCCCACGUUUGCCACCGCUAUUACCACCGCCGCCGCCGCUACGGCCAGGGAUGCCAGGGAUCAGGUGCUGGUGAGCGCCGGUACUACGACACACCAGCGGCCCCCACAGAUGACUGCCAUUCCCGGCAACAGCGCCGGUACUGUGAUUUCGCUGCCAUAUCAUCACUGAACUAAUUGUUCAUAAAUUUUAUUUGUUUUGUUUUAUUUGCAAAUUUCAUAACGAUAUGAGAUUUUUGUGUUAAAUGGAAAUUAAGUACAACUUUUUAGGCAAAGAGUUACCCAG
Messenger RNA from Oppiella nova, 1796 nucleotides. The record is from the annotation of a GenBank genome assembly. Lineage: Eukaryota; Metazoa; Arthropoda; Arachnida; Sarcoptiformes; Oppiidae.